AUGUCACAAAAGUCGGGAAGAGCCAAGCUCGACGACGUCACCAGAUUACUUUCCGAGUUAAAGGCCGACCUAGACGCGAAACAACUUUCCAUCGAGCAAAGACGGAAAUUGCUUGAACAACUCAAAGUAUACGGCCGAUUAGUCGACAACUCAGAUCCCAUAUUCACCGAAGAUGGCCUCCGAACUUUGGGUCGCUGUGCAUUUGACGGCGAAACUACACCAGCAUCACAAGAAGCACUUCGAUGUAUAGCCAACGCCCUGCUCCUCCAGCCUAAGACGCGGCAGAUCCUCGUCGACUUAGGCCAUGGCCCACAUGCAGCAGAGAAGUUGAAGAGCGACAGUAUCGACGAUGAAUUCCUCGCCGCCCGCGUCCUCUUCCUCAUGACCUACGACGCAAACCUCGACUACGCACAACUCGUACGGCAGAACCAGCUCGCAGACAGCAUCAACGCAGCCAUAGCACGCCAUGCCGCCCGGUACUCCAAAACUUCACGACAACCAUCCCAAGAGCACACACAACCCAUGGAACUCAUGGCGCUCUCCGAGACCCUCAAGCUCGUCUUCAACAUCAUCCACUUCCACAAAGACCUAAGUCCGCACUUCACCCCCAGCAUCCCCAACGUCUUCAGAAUGCUCGUCCGACGAAACCCAUCCUCUCCCCCGCUCGCGACCCCAACCCGCGAACUCGUCAAUGCCCUCCUGCACCUCGACCUAGAAGACCCCGAAGGCCAAAAAGCAGUCUUCCCCUCCUUCGAUCCAAACGUCAACAUCACGUGCCUCGUCACCCUGCUUGACAAAGCAAUCAUCGUAUACCCCCCAAAAGAGCUCGACGAUACUAUAACCCCCGUCAUCACCCUCCUCCGUCGCAUCUACGAAAUCGCCUCAGACCCGGUUAAACAAACUAUGCAAACGCUCCUCCUCCCUACCCCCGCCGAACGCGACAAGCCCCUCGGCAAAUCAGACACUUUAUCCUCGCGCCUCCUCAACUUGUCCACUUCGGCGCUUACGCCCACGCUCCGCGGCUCCAUUGCGUCCAUGUUGUUUGAACUCUCGCAAAAGGAUCCAGCGACUUUCGUUCAUAAUGUUGGCUAUGGGUUUGCAUCGGGAUAUUUGUUGUCCAAUAACAUUCCUAUGCCUGAUGAGGUUGUCAAGGCGAAUGCGGGCAAGGGUAUAGAUGAGGCCAUUCCGGUGAAUCCGAUUACGGGUCAAAGGUUGGAUAAGGAGGAGGUUGUGCAGACGGAGCCUAUGUCGCAAGAGGAGAAGGAGAGGGAAGCUGAGAGGUUGUUUGUGCUUUUUGAACGGCUUAAAGCGACUGGUGUUAUGGAUGUGCAGAAUCCGGUGGAGGAGGCAUAUCGCUCGGGGAGGAUUCAGGAAUUGGAUGAUGAUGAUGAUUCGGAGUAG
Molecule: messenger RNA, 1401 nt
Organism: Pyrenophora tritici-repentis Pt-1C-BFP
Lineage: Eukaryota; Fungi; Ascomycota; Dothideomycetes; Pleosporales; Pleosporaceae
Source: RefSeq, a predicted model, not a curated record